Molecule: messenger RNA, 2046 nt
Organism: Solea senegalensis (Senegalese sole)
Lineage: Eukaryota; Metazoa; Chordata; Actinopteri; Pleuronectiformes; Soleidae
Product: vegetative cell wall protein gp1-like
Exons: 5
Coding region: 79-1794 (571 amino acids)
Source: RefSeq, a predicted model, not a curated record
UGUGUGACGGAGACGAUACACAUCAGGAAUAGCAGUUGUUAAGAACCCACGAACUUCUGAGGCACUACAACACGCAAGAUGGCGUAUGCCAGUGACAAACUGUACAAUGGAUACCUGCGGGGGAAAGCGUCAGACAUUGUAUUCAAGGUGAAAGUGAAGGACGUAAUGGUCUACCUGCCUUGCCUCACCACUCACGACAGGGAAAAUAUAGACGCAAAAUUUGAGACACGUGGGAACACUGAGGCCAUGAUGCUUCUCCUGGACUGUAUGAGGAGAAGGGAGAAUUGGCCCGAGCAGUUUAUUACAGCUCUGGAGGCGUGUGAACACCCAACUAUUGCAGCUGAGAUUAAAGCAAAAUAUGACACUCUGAGAGGAGUUAACAAUCCCAGCCCCAGCUCCCCUUCCACCACUGCCACAAGAGCACACGCCCAUCCAGCACCACCGGCCGGUCAUCUGUCCAGUCCAGAGAGCGCUGGUGCUGCUGUUGCUCCACCAGCUAAAGCACCAGCUCCUCCGGAGCCAGCUCCUCAGACCUCACCUCCUCUGGAAGUCCCCAUGCUUCCACAGAGCCCAUCAGGGCAGCAGCCCAACAUACCCAAGGCUGUUUCUCCACCCAAGCCUGUCCCUGAGCCUCCACAGCCGAGUCAAACUGAAGUGGCAGCCGUUCCAUCAACACCUCCUCCGUCCCCAGAGACCCCACUCACUCCAGCUGACAGUGCACACAAAGGGGAGGAGGUCAUUGCUCACCAGGAGCCAGAGGAAAACUCUGAGUCAUACUUCAUGGAUGUCCCUGUGGAGGUAAACCUGAUGCCAGAGGUGACGCCUCCUGGUGUUGGACUGGUUGAAACAGACUCUCCAUUGCAACCUGAUCCUCUUAAAACAGCAGCGACCACAGAGAUCAGACAGCCUGAGAGUCCACCUCAGGUAAACUCAGACGUAACUGAUGGAUCCUCUUUCCGCAUACUGACCCCAGAGAAGCCUCCGGUACAGGACACCAUGCCUCCUGUGGGCAAAGUACCCGCUGCAGUCCUGGAGCCUGAAGAGACAUCUGAGCCUUCUACUAUACAGGAGACAGAAACGGCAGCCCCAGCUUCUCCUCACCCUGAUGAUGACGGAAUGGACGCCUCCAUCACAGAUGACAACUCUUUGUGUCUGAGCAAGCCUGAUGUUCUGAUCAGCGUCCCACCACCACCCAGUCACAACGGUCCCACUCUCCCUGCAUACAACCCACCAGUGGGGCCCUACUCGGGUGACAGCGCGCGCCUGGAAAUAAGCUAUCCUGCGUCAGAGUCAGUUGGCUCAUCCUCUAUUCCUGCAUGCUCUACUGACACCUCCACCACCAAGGACACAGACUCUGGACUGCCAUGCCAGGAGAACAGUGUUGCAUCUAACCCACAGGAACCAGCGGAGAACCACCUGGAGUCUACCUGUCAGAGUUUGGAAAUGAUGGAUGUGCAGGAGCAUGUGGGGCACUUAUCUGAGGAUGUGUCCAUCCUGGAUGGAGACAGUCCAAAUUCAGUCAUCAACAGUGAAGCAGACAGAACAAUCACUCCUUCCCCAAUUUCCUCCUUCACCACCAGCGCUGCUGGUACUGAGUCAAAAUUAAACGCCCACCCUUCACCUGAGCCUGCACCGCCUGUGAAUAAACCGAAGCCACAAACACUGCCACCUGCAGGGAAAGAGAGGCACGCCUGCCGAUCAAAUAUAAAGUACACUGUGGCUGCUGCAGGAGUGGCUGCCUUGGCUCUGGUGAUGGCGUGGAAGUUUAGGAAGGGGAUUCUUUUAAGAAGAUGAGAAGAUGAAGAUGUUAAAGUUUUUAAAAAGGGGUUUGGUGCCUUAUUAUACUCAUUGGAUGCUGAUGGUAUGAGGCAGCUGUUUAAUGAUUAGUCAGAAUAUUAGCUGCUGGACCUUUGAUAAUAUCAUUAUUUUCAAGUCAGUUGUUUGGUUGGACUGUGUUUUAUGAUUUUAAUAUUGAAUGGUGGUGGAGCCACUGUGUGGUUAUGAUCGAAAUAUUUGUGUGUGUGAUAAGCAGCACUUUGACGAUAA